AGCAGCACCUCUUUGUUUGAGAUCUGCGCCUCUAACGGUGCACGAGCCCCGGAAAUCUGCGCUCUUUCUCUCUCCUCUGCGCCGGUAAUAGGGACGACAGCAGACCGUGUUCAGACUGUCGAAAAACGUGUAAGUGUGUAGACACGCACGCGGGUGUGCGUUUGUGUUCAGGUAAUUUCUUUGAGGUGAGUUAUUUGUAUCGCGGUGAAGAGAAGCGUCCAGGCGCCGCACAGCCUGAGGCACCGGCGCGCUCCUGCGCUUUAACGGCUUACCGGCGCUUAACGGCGGCGCUUCACCAACGUUCCGACCGACUGCCCGCUGGAAACUGCGAUAUUUCUGCAAGAGGAUGGAGGGUGUGUGUGGUCCCAGUGGGCUGCAGGCACUAUUAGUGCUCCUCUGUCUCUCCAGUGGAUGUGGUUUGAGUGAAGCAGAAACUCUUGUUACUGCACGCAAAGUAACACACCUUGCAGUGCAAGAGCCUCUCGCAGGCUCCGCCCUCCUUCCCUGCUUUCACACCCUCCAGCUUGGCUCCUCCCAAAAUGGCUGGCCUCCUCGUGUGCGAUGGACCCGCCUUCAGGGUGACACAGAGACGACUGUGCUCUUGCUGGAGAACAGGGAUGCUCGUGUACAUAGGGCCUACCAAGGCCGGGUCAGUGUGCCAGGGUACCACUCAAACAGCCUGAACUUCUCACUGGCUGUCUCCCAGCUCCGCACCAACGACUCUGGGACCUUUCGCUGCCAUGUGAUCCUCGGGGACACUUAUGAGCAGGACACCGUCACACUGGAGGUUACAGGGGUUGUGUUUCAUUACCGCGCGCUGUCAGAGUCCUACUCCUUGUCGUUUGUGGACGCUGAGCGGGCGUGUGAGCAGAACUCGGCUCAGAUAGCGUCUGCAGAACAACUCUGGGCUGCUUUCCACUCGGGCCUGGACGAGUGCUCGGCCGGCUGGCUCAGAGAUCAGACCGUCAGGUACUCGAUUCAGAAACCAGAGCUGGGCUGCUACGGACACACCGAAAACACGCGAGGGGUGAGGAACUAUGGGAACCGAGACGCCUCUGAACUGUUUGACGUGUACUGCUUCGCCAGUGGCAUGCAAGGUGAUGUGUUUCCUAUGUCGGCUCCGGGGAAUCUCACCCUGGCUGAGGCCGUGGCUCAGUGCGCUGUUCUGGGUGCUCAGCUUGCCACAGUGGGUCAGCUCCAUCUGGCAUGGCGCUCUGGCCUGGAGCACUGUGAACCCGGAUGGCUUGCAGAUGGCAGUGUGAGGUACUCGGUGAUUAAACCCCGUCCUGAGUGUAGAAGCCGAGAUCCGGGAGUCCACUCUGAUUCAUCCCCAGAGCUGGCCAAUGGGACUGCCAUGUUCAGUGCAUACUGCUACAUAGAAACACAAAGUUCCUCUACCGAGCCACCUGCACCCCAGACAUCAAACUGGACCGGUCAAGUGGAUCUGGGCACCGAUUCCAUCAUGGCCAGCGACUCCAUCUCUGAUGAUUAUAUUAUGGCAAGUCUCUGUGUAGAGGACGGCUCCCUGGACUGGAGCAACCAGGAAGAUUCCACCCAAAAUACCCAGCAGGAUGUCUCUACCCCAAUGUCUGACAUCACCACUGAGAGCCUCAAAGAGGAAAAUAAAGGCGAUGAAGUUACAACAGUGCUCUUGCCAACAGCAACCACGACUCAGAACAAAUUGUCGUUCAGAAAUGUCAUGAGCAUGAGCUCCUGGUGGAAACCUUGGAACUUGCUGACAGGAAACAAUCAGGAGAAGAAGGACACCACUGCAAGUCCUCUGACCACAGUGCCAGGUGUGAUGAUCCUCGAAGUGGACACCAAUUCAAACAUAAAGUCUACUGCUUCUACUGCAUCAGGACCAGUUCCUUGGUGGUCACGUUCAUGGUUCAACAAAUUUUCCACAACCGGAGAUAAAAUGACGGCAUCCCCUCAACUAGAGAACACAGAAGCCUCAUCGGAAGUCUUGCUUGAGACCACAAUAGAAGACCUGGACCAAGUCAUGACCACAGCUACAGCAGAUUGGGCAGUAGUGACUGAGGUUCUCCAGCUUGGAAGCAUGACGCCUGACAUGGAGAAGGAGGUUGUGCCCUCUGCAGUUUCAAACAAGAAAGAAGAAGGAGUAGAAGAAGACAAGGAGAAAGGGACUGGCCUAAUGCAAGAGGAACUUAGAGAGGGGACGAGGACAGAGGUGGAGGGUAGCUCCUGGGGGGAAGUGGAUCUAUCAGAAAGUACAAGCACAUCCCUAACAACAGGGCAAGUCCUGACUAGUACGUCUCCUAGCGCGAAGGGUACUGUAGUGACAACUACACAGCAAGUGGAAGAGAUAACUGCUGCUGAGGCUCGGGGAGAGAUCCAGUAUGAACUGAUGACAACAGCAAGCCAAGCCAACCAAAAAAUAACCACCGUCUCUGCCUCCUCAACAUUGGCUGCUUCUGAAAAGGAAGAAGGAGCCCAGACCACCUUCAUUUCUGAUCUACCCACUUCGUCUCCUCAAAGUCUGACAGAAAGAGGAGUCAUCUCUCCCAUGACUUCUGAUGAGUACCAUCUGUCAAUCUUUGGUACCCUGUUGCCUGGCAACCCAGAGAGCGGCCUUGGUAACUCUGAUUCCAGCAGGAACAAUGGAUCUGAAGACUCUACAGCUAUGGAUAGAUGCAGUUGCUUGCACGGAGGAACGUGUCUCCCUCAUGACGAAGGCUUCCAGUGUUUCUGCCCACAGGGAUAUACAGGAGAGAGCUGUGAGAUUGAUGUAGAUGACUGUCUGUCCAACCCAUGUGAGAACGGAGGAACCUGCAUCGAUAAAGUGGACUCCUUCAUCUGCCUGUGUUUACCCAGCUACAGUGGAGACAUGUGUGAGAAAGACACUGAAGGUUGUGAACAUGGCUGGAAGAAGUUCCACGGUCACUGCUACAAACUUUUCAGCCGCCGGCACACCUGGGAGGAUGCCGAGAAGGACUGUAGAGAGCUCAGCGGCCAUCUGACCAGCGUCACAUCCAGCAUGGAGCAGGACUUCCUCAAUGGCCUGGGUCAUGAAAACGUGUGGAUUGGGCUGAACGACAGAACAGUGGAGGAAGAUUUCCAGUGGACUGACAACAUGGACCUGGUUUAUGAGAACUGGCGUGAGAACCAGCCGGAUAAUUUCUUUGCAGGUGGAGAAGAUUGUGUGGUGAUGAUCUCUCGAGAGGACGGCAAGUGGAACGAUGUGCCUUGUAACUACAACCUGCCCUACAUCUGCAAGAAGGGCACAGUGAUGUGUGGCACUCCUCCUGCUGUGAGAAACACGUAUCUUGUUGGUCGGAGGCGGGCGCACUACGACAUCCACUCAGUGGUGCGUUACCAGUGCGCUGAUGGCUUCUUCCAGAGACACGUCCCAACGGUGCGCUGCCGACCCAACGGCACCUGGGAGAGACCCAAGAUCGUCUGCACUAAGUCACGGAGGUCUCAUCGUUACCGCCGGCAACAUCACAGAUAUCACCGCGAGCACCGGCGACACCGCAGACACGGCUUGGGCCACAGGGGGCGGGACUAGAUCCGCCAUUCUCCUCUCACAGGUCCCUGUGUGAUAUCACUUCCUUUGCUGGAAGUGAGAGAGCCUUCAAGGACAGAAAUGGUCAUGCAUCCUUUUUGUUUUUUCCCUCACUUCUUAAUCUAGAGUCUUUCUCUUCUUUCAAAGAGUGUGUUCUGACUCAUCCUUUCUCUGUACGUGUUUUUCUCCGCUUCGGAUUUUCAUUUCCAUCUCGUUUCAAAAAGUAAACUGGUUCUUCUAGCUUCGGUGCCACUAUACAACCUAACUGUGGGUGUUUAAGAAAAGUUCUGGAUGAUGAAAUGAUGAUCGCAGGUCAGGUUCUACUGAGAAAGUCAUUAACCUGUGGAUUUGAAGAAGCAGGUUUAUGCUUUGAUAGGACGUUUGUAUUCAUUAUUGUUGUAGGGGCAGAAUGUUCUCAUAGGUCUUGCUUAGUAUCUGUUUGAUUAGACUUCUGUAUAUCCACUUCGUAGUGCAAUAAUAAAUUCUUUAAUGAAUGUGGUCCAAAACUUCCCAAAAAUUACACACACAUAAUAUCACACUAUUGGUCACGUCUAUAUAUAUAUAUAUACAUAAUCAGUCCCAGUCACAAUAAAUGAUUUCUCUUUUGAGUUCAUAAUUUUCAAAAAGAACUUAUGGGUGUAAAGCUGCAUAGGUGUAAAGAUGAAAAAAAAAAAGAUUUUGCUUUUGCUCUUUUUUUUUUUUUCUAAUGCUUUGGUUGAGUUUUUUUUUUUUUUUUUUUUU
Messenger RNA from Tachysurus fulvidraco (yellow catfish), 4267 nucleotides. RefSeq names its product neurocan a (gene ncana). NCBI's taxonomy places the organism in Eukaryota, Metazoa, Chordata, Actinopteri, Siluriformes, Bagridae. Gene Ontology annotation, biological process: cell adhesion. The transcript is spliced from 15 exons. The record is from RefSeq and is a predicted model, not a curated record. Gene Ontology annotation, molecular function: calcium ion binding; hyaluronic acid binding. Bases 347 to 3529 code for a protein of 1060 amino acids.